Molecule: messenger RNA, 750 nt
Organism: Acanthocheilonema viteae
Lineage: Eukaryota; Metazoa; Nematoda; Chromadorea; Rhabditida; Onchocercidae
Source: the annotation of a GenBank genome assembly
AUGAGCGUAUCAAAUCCAGUCGAUUUGUGGAAGCACUCUUUGUUGAAUAAUAAUGUACCUUCUGCGGGUUCUGAUGUCAGUACAAUGCCAAUAUUCCUUACUUCGCCUGUCAUUCCAUCGUUUUCGGGUGAAGCUAGUCAUUUACGAAAAAUUUUCAAAGCAUGGCCAAUUAAAAUAGAAAAAAAGGCUGUAUUUUGGCCAGCACAUGCCACAUUCAUAGCUUGCGGUACCGCUGGUAUUGUAAUCGGGAUUCGUGUUAAUUCUCAUACUUUUCUUGGUGAUGCAAAUUAUUCGUAUGCUGAAAGUUUGCGAAAGUGUCCAAAAUUGACUUGGUUGAUUGCUCUUUAUAGUUCUGCCCUGCUUUAUUUUGGCAUUAAUGAAAAUACUGUUACUAGAUACUUAUACAGUCACGGUGAUCUUUGCAAUACGUGUCUUAUUUUGGGUAGCAUAACAACUGCAUUGUUAGGUGGAAUCUGUUUUCCAAUGAUUUCCACACCCUAUUUGACAGCAGCUGCAGCUAUACUUCAAGGAGAUGAGAAUGCAAUACCGAAAUUAAGGAAAACUAAUAAUUGGCUCAGUUAUUUAUUUCGGUGGAAAGUUGGUGUUAAUGCCUGUCGAGGAAUUCUAUUACCAAUGACCCUUGGAUUAACUGCUGUUUCUGGUGCUUCCAUGUAUAUUCGCCUCUGGGGCAGACAGAGGAUUAUGGAUACUCUUUGUGUGGAGCCAGGAUUUGUUGCAGAAGUGGAUUAA